Messenger RNA from Aphanomyces invadans, 619 nucleotides. RefSeq lists its product as hypothetical. The transcript has a single exon. Lineage: Eukaryota; Oomycota; Saprolegniomycetes; Saprolegniales; Verrucalvaceae. The record is from RefSeq and is a predicted model, not a curated record. Bases 51 to 554 code for a protein of 167 amino acids.
AUUUCGUCAGACAUUAGAUUGAGCAACUUCCCCCAAGCGCAUCACGUCGGAUGUCUGGGUCGGCCGCAUUAGACGCGCUCGAGCGCGAGUACGAAGCAGUGGUGCGCCAGAAACCCAUUUCCUCCGUCAAUUUGGAUUUUAUUCCUGCUCGACCAAAACCUUCGACGGAUGGCAAUGAUGUCGACGAUGCUGUGAUGGAGUUUGACGACUUGCAAUCGAUUUGCUCCUAUGCCGCCACGUGUGACGAUGACCUUGAGCGCGAGCGAGAGAAUUCUGACGACGAAGACGAGCAAGAUUAUGAGUACGAACCCUUGCGAGAAGAAGAGUGGGAAGACACCGAUGGUGUUGAGGAAAAGUCAUCCAGUGCCAACGUGACAUUAUCGCCUCCUGUCAACCCUGUAAACUUUAGCGAAAACGACAAAGAAGCGAUCAAGAAGGCGAUGCAGCAGAUUUCGUUGCCUCCUCCAUCGUGGGGUGGUCAAUUGACGGACACUCAACUGGUUGACCUCGUCAAGGAGGCCGUUCAUCUGAAUGACGCCGUGAUGGAACCAUAAGAAGUAUAUGCGACAUUUCCACCUUAUCCUGUGCUUUCCUCGAUGCAAAUGCUUCGCGGAGGUGG